Chironomus riparius is the source of this 3718-nucleotide messenger RNA. Lineage: Eukaryota; Metazoa; Arthropoda; Insecta; Diptera; Chironomidae. The record is from the annotation of a GenBank genome assembly.
AGCAAUCAUAACAAACUGAAAUAUCAUUAUUUUUUUUUUGCUUUUUAAUUAAAUUAAAGCUUAAAACAUGGAAGAAGAAGUAAAAGAUGUUGAGCAAGUUAAAACGGCAGAGGAAGAAGCACAGGAACUUGCAGAACUACAAAAAUAUAUUGAAGAAUUAAAGGAAAAACUAAAAUCCAAGAAUGAAUUGCGUGAAAAAAAUUUAAGUCGUGUACUUCCCCAAGAAGAUUACUUUACCAAGCUUGAUUCGAGUCUUAAAAAGAAUACAGCAUUCGUUAAGAAAUUAAAGCAAUUUACAGCGGCUCAAUUGGAUAGUUUAUUGAAAGAUAUGAGUGGAUUAAAUCUGACAAAAUAUAUUUCUGAAGUUUCAUCGGCAUUGAUGGAAGCAAAGCUGAAAAUGACUGAUAUUCCCCCUGUAAUAACGUUGUGCUCUCAACUGAAUCGUAUCUAUGCUGAUUUUGGGCAAACAUUCUUUGAAAAUUGGCAGAAGAAUUUAACGUUAAAGCCUGGCGAAAAAGUUCAGAACAUGAGUAAAUUAAGGGUUGAUUUGCGUUUCUAUUGCGAAUUAAUUAGUGUCGGAAUAUUUACUAACAAGAUGGGUUUGCCGCUUUUGGGAUCAAUUCUGAUGAAUCUUAUCAUGCAAGAUAAAGAGGAUCACACAAAUCUUUCAAUUAUUCUCUCCUUCUGUAAACAUUCAGGUGAAGAAUAUGCAGGAUUAACAUCUAGAAAGAUUCUCUUGCUAGCUAAAAAGUAUAACAUUGUAUUGCCAUCGUCGUCACUUUUACCGCCUGAUAAGCAACAAAAUUUAAAAAAUUUACUCCGUGAUUAUCAUCAAACUGUAUGUAAGCACUUGAAACAAGAGCAUAAAGAUCUCCAAUCAGCUGAACGUUCAAAACGUAAAGCAAUGGAAGCUCGUGGCGAGAUAUCUAAUGAAAAAAGAGAGCAAUUGGAAAUGCUGCAAUCAAAUUAUGAGAAACUUGUUCAAUCAACAAUAUCACUUAGUGAUUUAAUGAACGAAAACAUGCCGGAACUGCCUAAAGAGCCGGAUAAUCACAAUGAAGGCAAUAUCGUUGAAAUUCUAGAAGAUUUAAAUGAGAUUAUGUUUGAUAUGUGGGGUGAUGAAGAUACAAAGUCAUUCUAUGUCGAUCUCCCAGAUUUACGGCAAUUCUUACCAAAUUUUCAUGGACGUAAGGAGUCAUCAGAGCCAUUACCUGAAGUACAACAAGUUACAGAAGAGGCACUGGAUGAAGAAAAUCCAGUUGAACCUGAAUUAAAUGUCGAAGAAGAAGCAAUUAUGAAGGAAAUUGAGGAAGAAGCAGCAAAACCAGAAAUUGAAAAAUCAGCUAUUGAGAAGCCACAAGAAGAAAUCGAGGAACCAGAACCAGAACCAGUUCAAAACGAGACAGGAGAAAAACCAGCACAGCAAAAGACUCAAAUUCUAGGCAAACAUCAUCUUGAGAAUUUCUUAGCUAAUUUGCCAAAUUGUGUAAAUCGAGAAUUGAUUGAUUCUGCUGCUAUUGACUUCCUGCUCAAUUUUAAUAACAAACCAAACCGUAAGAAGUUGGUAAGGGCACUUUUCAAUGUCCAUCGUACUCGUUUAGAUCUUUUACCAUUACUAGCAAGGUUUUGUGCCAUUAUCAACUUGGUGACAUCAGAUGUCGCAAUGGAACUAAGUCAAAUGCUUAAAGUUGACUUUAAAUUUCAUAUAAAGAAGCGUGACCAGAUUAAUAUCGAGUCAAAAAUCAAGGUUGUACGAUAUAUUGGAGAAAUGACUAAAUUUGCACUUUAUCCACGAUUAGAAGCACUGAUGUGUUUGAAAUUAUUGCUAAGUAAUUUUCAGCAUCAUCAUAUUGAGAUGACUUGUGCAUUUUUGGAAGUAUGUGGAAUGUAUUUGUAUAAUUGCAAAGAUUCAAGACUUAGAACAAGCGCAUUAUUGGAACAGAUGAUGAGACUGAAGAAAGCAAUGACACUAGAUUCAAGGCAUGCUACACAAAUAGAGAAUUGUUAUUAUCUUGUUAAGCCACCCGAGGGAGGUGUUAAAGUAAGACAAAAAAUACGAACGCCAAUACAAAUGUAUGUUCGCUACUUGAUAUUUGAGGAACUUCAUAAAGGAAAUGUCGAGAAAAUUGUGAAAUAUCUACGACGACUUGAUUGGGAUGAUCCAAACAUUGCUGAUUAUGUCAUUAAAUGCUUGACGAAAGCUUACACUUUUCGAUGGCAUUUGAUUCGUUCCUUAGCUGAUGUUGUAAGUGCUCUCAGUUCCUAUCAAGAGAAGGCUGUGAUGCGAGUUAUUGAUGGAGUUUUUGAAGAUAUUCGAGCUGGUUUAGAAAUUCAUUCACCAAAAUUAGCACAAAGACGAAUUGCAAUGGCCAAAUAUCUUGGUGAACUGUACAUUUAUCGACUGGUCGAGUCACAGAAUGUGUUUAAUGCUUUAUAUAGCAUUAUUUCGUAUGGUGUGACUUGGAACAAUGAAAUUUUGUCACCUGUUGAUCCACCUGAAUCAUUAUUUCGAUUGAAAUUGGCAUGCACGCUGUUAGAUACUUGUGGAGCUUAUUUUCAAAGCUCAUCGAGCAAAAAAAAACUUGACUGCUUUCUCGUAUUCCUUCAAAAUUAUUAUUGGUUCAAGAAAAGUCAUCCAGUCUUCAAAUCGUCAACAGAAACUGGCGAUCUAUUUCCUUUCCUGAUUGAACAUAUGUAUAAAGAGUGUCUUCAUAAUUUACGUCCAAAAUUAAAGCCAUUCAAGUCAUACGAAAUAGCACAAGAAGGAAUUGAAAAGUUGCGGCAACAAAUGUAUCCAAAUCUCGGAAAUGAAAGCGAGAGUGACAACAAAAUGCUUAACACGAUAAUUGAAAAUGAAAGUGAUUAUACAUCAGAAGCAAUUGUAGAGUCUGAUGAUGAAAUUAAUAAGCCACGAUCGGAAAUUGAAAAUUUUGCAGAUGACGAUGAAAUGGAUAUUGAUGAAAAUUCUCAAAUGGACGAGGGAAAAUCAGAGGAAAAUAAGGAACCAGAAAAAACUGAAGAAGACAUGGAGUUUGAGGCAAUGUUUGAUAAGUUAGCUGCAGAUUCAUAUCAAGAGAGAAUAAAGGAACUGCCUAAAGUCACAACGCGAGAUAUUCCAGUUCCAAUUUCAACAAAAACUGUCAAAAAGACAUAUGAACAGCUACAGGAUGUUGACGAGACUAAAACUGACUCAGUUCCUUUUGUACUGAUGGUAAGGAACACAAAAAGUGGAAAACAGCAAUUUCGAAACUUUAUUGCACCAUCUGACAGUGAAUUAGCUAAAAACUUGAAGAUGCAGGAACAGAAAAUUAAAGAAGAGCAUGAACGUGUCAAGCGACUAACAUUGAAUAUCACAGAGAGGCUUGAGGAAGAAGAUUAUCAGGAAUCACUGCAGAAAUCGCCAGCAUUCAAUCGACGACCGAAAGUUCAAAAGUUUAAGCAUCAAAAAGGAGUUCCAGACAUUGACUUUUAACUUUUAAUUUUGCAAUUUUAAUGAAUUUUGUUUGGUUCUUAACUAUUUGAAAUGGAAAGAUUCUUUCGGAAAAUUAUUCCAUUCGACUUUUUAUUGAUUUAAUGAUUUUUCAAGUUAAAGCAUGUAAAUUUAGUCACUUAAAGACAUGCAAUUUAUUUUAAUUGAAGCUGAAUUUGUAUCACUUGUCAUGCAUUUGAUUCAGAACAAUACAUGAAGACUUUAGUUCAUUAAAACAUUAUGAAUGGC